Messenger RNA from Eremothecium sinecaudum, 675 nucleotides. RefSeq names its product RNA-binding protein YRA1 (gene YRA1). Gene Ontology annotation, molecular function: mRNA binding. Gene Ontology annotation, cellular component: nucleus. Gene Ontology annotation, biological process: mRNA export from nucleus. Bases 1 to 675 code for a protein of 224 amino acids. The record is from RefSeq and is a predicted model, not a curated record. Lineage: Eukaryota; Fungi; Ascomycota; Saccharomycetes; Saccharomycetales; Saccharomycetaceae. The transcript has 2 exons.
AUGUCAGCAAAUUUGGAUAAAGCCUUGGACGAGAUUAUUGACUCCAACAAAAAGCACGCUAGAAAGGCUAAUAAAGCAGGCCCAAGGAAGAUGUCAAAGAAUAUCCGUCGCAAAGGCCCUAUUUCUUCAAGUGCUAGAAAGCCUAUGAUCUCUUUAGAGAAGGCUAGCAGUAUAUUAGAUGCGGCUUAUGCGACGAAGGUAAAUGUCGAGGGUUUACCAAGAGAUAUCAAAGAAGAUGCGGUUAGAGACUUUUUCAGAUCCAGUGUAGGCGGUUUACAAAGGGUGUUGUUGAGUUACAAUGAAAGAGGUAAUUCAACUGGUAUGGCAACAUUGACAUUUGCAAAUGCGGAGAAGGCUCGUGAAGCGGUCAAGAAAUUUAAUGGUGCUCCAAUUGAUGGUGGAAAGUCCAAAUUAAGAUUGAAUUUGAUCGUCGACCCUACCAGAAAGCCUUUAUCAGCUAGAAUCGCUCCAGUUAAUAAAGGCAAGGACAGGGUACUAAGGCCAGUCCCAAGGAGAGACGCUCCAAGGAAAGAGGCUACAAGAAGGGAUUCCAGAGCACCUAACAAGAAAACUGCUAUGGCAAAAGCUGAGAAGAGAAGAUCCAAGCCCCAAAAGAAGUCUUUGGAACAACUAGACCAAGAGAUGACCGACUAUUUUGAAGACUCAAACAAAUAG